AAUAAUUAUACACGGGAAGUAGGCACCACAGCACAGUUCAGUGUGAUUCGCACGAGACAUGGCGUCAAAACUAGCUCCCCUAGUGAAAUUUAACAAUGGACUUACGUGCCCUAUAUUGGGACUCGGCACUUGGCAGGCGGAGUCUGGCGACGACGUGUACCGCGCGAUAUGCGAAGCGAUCGACAUGGGUUAUCGGCACAUCGAUGGUGCGUACUUUUACGAUAACGAAAAGGAGGUCGGACAGGCGAUCAGGGAUAAGAUUCAACAGGGAGUAGUAAAAAGGGAAGACCUUUUUGUAACUUCGAAGUUAUGGAAUACAUAUCACAGGCCGGAUUUGGUAGAAAAGAUGGCAAAGGUUUCUUUGUCCCUGCUCGGAUUGGAAUAUCUGGACUUAUACCUUAUACAUUGGCCUAUGGCUUACAAGGAAGGCGAUAACCUUAUACCUUUAGAUGCUAAUGGAAAAUGCUACUAUUCUGACGUCGAUUACGUUGACACGUGGAAAGCAAUGGAAAAUUUAGUUGAAAAGGGUCUGGUCAAAAGCAUCGGUCUCAGCAAUUUCAAUUCGAAACAAAUUGACAGAGUGUUGGGAAUUGCUAAAAUCAAGCCGGUGACCAAUCAAGUGGAGUCUCACCCGUACCUGCCACAAACAAAGUUGUUCGAGUUCUGCAAGGCGCGUGGCAUCACCAUCACGGCAUACAGCCCGCUCGGAAGCCCUGCUCGUCCAUGGGCUAAACCAGAAGAUCCGAGCCUGUUAGACGAUCCCAAAAUAAAGGCAGUGGCCAAUAAGUACAAGAAGACUACAGCGCAAGUUUUAAUUAGAUACCACAUCGACCGCGGAAUGAUCGUGAUCCCAAAGUCUUCAAACCCAAAACGUAUGUUGGAGAACUUCAGUAUAUGGGAUUUCACGUUGACAAAAGAGGAUAUUGCUGAUAUUUCUACUUUGGAGUGCAACGGUCGCUUCGUAUUGCAACAUGAGGGUCUAGAUCAUAAGGAUCAUCCCUUUGGCGUUCAUGCCAAGGACUUGGAGUUUUAAACAAUUAUUAUUUAUUUAAAAUAAACAUAAAGUAUAUUAAUUAUUAA
Messenger RNA from Ostrinia nubilalis (European corn borer), 1080 nucleotides. Its product is annotated as aldo-keto reductase family 1 member B1-like. The record is from RefSeq and is a predicted model, not a curated record. Gene Ontology annotation, molecular function: aldose reductase (NADPH) activity. NCBI's taxonomy places the organism in Eukaryota, Metazoa, Arthropoda, Insecta, Lepidoptera, Crambidae. The coding region runs from base 59 to 1033 and encodes 324 amino acids. The transcript is spliced from 7 exons. Gene Ontology annotation, cellular component: cytosol.